AUGUCAUCUGAGCUUUCACCUCCUGUACAAUUUUGCACAGAGUGCAAAAGUCUACUUGGCGAAAUCCCUAUAUGUGGCAGAUGCAACACAGCAAACGAGCUAAAAGACAAAGAAAUCACAAUUGAAAGAAAUUACCCUGGGAGAAGAGGAUGGGAUCAAGAAAUCAUCAAAGCAGCCCGAGCUACAAUGAAUAUAGAAUGCUCGCAAUGCGGGGCACAGAAAAUGUAUUACACUUCACGACAGAUGAGGAGCGCUGAUGAAGGAGAAACGGUGUUUUUAGAGUGCCCGAAGUGUGGAUAUAAAACAGUACAAAAUUAA
Molecule: messenger RNA, 318 nt
Organism: Blepharisma stoltei
Lineage: Eukaryota; Ciliophora; Heterotrichea; Heterotrichida; Blepharismidae
Source: the annotation of a GenBank genome assembly